AUGGACGAUAACGACUUCUUUGGAUUCUCUCCGGGCAAAGGAGACGGACUCUCCCCGCCAAUGGAUAUAUGCGGGCUGUGCGACAAAGAAGAUACGCUUGCCAACUUGUGCUGUUUCAAGAAGGGUUUGAAACUUCACCGUGCGCGCUUCAACGGCAUUCGAGCGCACGACUCUUUCGUGGGGAAUGGCGCGCCAGAGCAGGUCCAGGAAGUAAUCAACAACGAGUUCAAGACAAAUCGCCCUGCGUGGAAGGCUAGAGUGUUGCCCUGGGUAAAGCCUGAGCAAAGAGAUGAUGCUCGGGCAGAGGCCAAAGCUAAGUAUUUGAGCAUACAGGACACGAUCAAGAAGGAAACGAACAAGGAGUUGGAUGACGACUUGUCCCUCGCCCUCGUUCAGUUCCAGGCCUUCCACGGCUUCUGGAACCGCAUGUCCGACGAAGACUGCGAAGUGUUGUUCUGGAAGAAACAUAAAGAGCAAGGAGGGGGGCAUGACACCGUGGAGAACGGCGAGAAGAUUGCCAAAGUGAAGGAGAAGGACAUCCAACGCACCAGAAACUCGAAGGGCGUUACCAGGACCGACUCGACUGCCAAGAUCACGACGGUGAGCGAGGAUGACUACGAGAACAAGCGGAGGCGGAUUACAUCCAAAAGGGCUGCACCGUCUGCUGGCUCGACGGGCGGUCCAUCGGCAUCGGCUGCGCCCUCGACUAUUGGUUACCCGACGAGCUACUUUAGCGAAAGCGAAGGGCCGGCCUCGCCAGCACAAUCGAUUCUCUCGGCAGAAACGCUGAAGCUGGCACCACGUUCCCACGAGGCGGCCGCCGCCGACGAAGAGCAGGACAAGAAGUCGACCAGGUCAGGCCAGAGUCGUCGCGGCGUCGAGAUCAAUAUCGACGACAAGACCAGGGAGCGCAAGGUGCCUACCCAGAGCGAGAUCAACGAUACCGAUGCCGUGAGGUUCAUGAACAUGAAGAAGCUGUGGCGUCAUAUGGCGGAACACGUGUCCAAAGGGUUCCAAGACCCAUCCAAUGGCUUCAUCAAACAACUGACCCAAGAAUCAGCAAGAGUGGAUGCAGCGAUGGAGCGGGACCUACCGAUAACUACGGAUGAACUGAAGACGAAGCUAAAAACGAUGUGUUUGGAGCUCGACAAGGAGAUAGACAACAUCACUCAAGCUACCAAGGGUACAUUCCUAAAGGUGACGCAGAACUUGGAAGAGAAGAUGAAGGGUCUCGAGAAAGAGAAGGACUCUGUGAUGGAUCAACUCGCGGGGUUUAAGUUCAUCAGUACGGAGUCGAAGGACAAAAGCAGGAAGGAGUACAUGCAGCAUUAUAACAGGGCCCUUACCAUCCAGAAGCGGUUGAUUAAAGGUCAGUUUCAAAAAGAGGUGGCAGCCAUCUGGUCGAGGUCACUCUACGCGGGCUUCGGGGAGGAUCAGAAGAACUACAUGCUUGGAAACUCUGACGCUGGCCAGAAGGAGAAGACCGCCAAGGGAGGGAGAAAGGUCAAGAAGCUGAUGUUACAAUGCGAGGCUGUAAAGAACUCUGAUCCCAUUGACUUCGAGAAGGUUGGUAUCUGGACAGCUGGACCUUUCUGUGAUGCUGUGAAGAACUACAUGGAGAAGCUGGGCGACACCAUCCAUUCCAAGAUCGAGGGCAUCGAGAGGGCGUUCGAUGAGAGGGGGUCCAACUGGUUGGGAUGCCUAGGCCGCCUCAACAUCUCGGCCCCAGAAGAUCCAGCUCUAUCGCUUCUUGGGGAUGGCUACUUCGACAUUGGCACUAAGGAUUGCGUACCGUGGCUCUGCACCGUGAGGGCGGACGCGUUCAGGCACGGACCUUCAGCAUUCCCUUUGAAUGGAUAUUCUAACUUGGUGGUCGUAAUCAGCGAGGUCAUGCAGUUUGUCCUGCUGCCAGUCGCGAACAUCAUCAGCCAGGGCAUCAUCCUAGCCGACGUGCCGAAGUUCUUAGCGUCCGAGGGCGCUACUACCACGCUCGAGGCUGGCUACCUGGUCACGCUCGCGCACCACGAGACCCUAUACGUGCCCUACGGUUUCAUCGCCCUGCCACUCUACUACCCAGCGACCCUCGACGAGAGCAAGAAGAGCGUACUUGGCCAUUGCAUGGUCUUGCCGCUGCUCCACCAGCAGCGUAUGAAGGCCUACGCAGCUACCAACGCCGCCGUCACGAAGGCGGUCAACAGCAGCAACAUGACUUUCCUAAGCAACCAGCCCCAGCAGAUGUAUAAGGACAGGGCCGCUGGCCUGAGCAGGUUUCACAACGAGUGA
Messenger RNA from Prorocentrum cordatum, 2283 nucleotides. NCBI's taxonomy places the organism in Eukaryota, Dinophyceae, Prorocentrales, Prorocentraceae. The record is from the annotation of a GenBank genome assembly.